GCGAACAUCACUAGCUUAUCCUCUGCUCACAUACCGAUACAGCAGCGGGCUAUUGUAACACCGUUUUGUCUCUUUUUGACAUUUAGGCUCGCAUUUAAGCUGGACCAUGGAGACAGCCCGGGUGUUGCUGUGUGUCCUAUCCGUGUUUGUUGCUCUAGUUUCGGAGAGGUUUAUGGUGCUGGCGUCCUUCUCUCAGUCUCUGGAUAGCGACUUCACAUUCACUCUACCCGCCGGUCGAAAGGAGUGUUUCUACCAGACUAUGAAGAAAGAUGCCUCACUGGAAAUAGAAUAUCAGGUAUUAGAUGGUGCAGGUCUCGAUGUAGACUUCUUCAUCUCCUCUCCUUCAGGCCAAAUACUGUUCAGUGACUAUCACAAGUCGGAUGGAGUGCACACCGUUGAAACUGAAGAUGGAGACUACAUGUUCUGCUUUGACAACUCCUUCAGUAGUGUCUCAGAGAAGCUCAUCUUCUUUGAGUUGAUCAUGGACAACAUGGAUGCAGAUGAGGAUCCAGAUGACUGGAAGGAGUAUGUCCACGGAACAGACAUGUUGGACAUGAAGCUAGAAGACAUCAUGGACACCAUCAACAAUGUGAAGGCUCGGCUGGGCAAAAGUGUGCAGAUCCAGACUGUGCUGCGAGCAUUCGAGGCUCGCGACAGGAAUCUCCAGGAGAGUAACUUCGACAGGGUGAACUUUUGGUCGGUGGUCAAUCUCAUUGUUAUGAUGUUGGUAUCAACAGUUCAGGUCUACCUAGUCCGCUCGCUGUUUGAUGAUAAAAGGAAAAUUCGUACAUAACACCAUCCCAAAUGGGGGAGACAGAACGAGAAACUAAUGUGCUUGUUCUCAAAUACUUUCAUCCUUACUUGAUGACAUAUAUACAUAUGCACACAGACAUUUUGACAUUCUUAACAACAAAUUAGCCACAGUUUGCUCUAGUCUUCAGUCCACUGGAGUUUCUGGGACAGCCCUGCUGUGGGACAAGAACUGUCAGCCCCUCUACUUGUCAACCCCUGUCUCUUUACUCGAAUAAGUCUCUGUCUCUCUUUAAAUCUUGUAUAUUCUUUUAUAGACCUCCUUUAGCUGCUGUAAUUCUUCACAAAAAAAGUGACAUAACAAUCAUGCUUAUGAUGUGACUAUUUUUCUAACAGAACCUAAGGUUACAAGGCCAGUGGCCAAUUGCAAAAAUGUCCGUUUUUUACAUUGGACAUGUUUUAUAUUUGAGUGUUAAGCUGAGCUAAAUGAAGAAGUUGUAUUGGUGUCUGAAGAAUUUGAUUUAUUUUUCCCAAACCAGAGUGGUAAGUGCAACCGAUCUGUCAACUUGUCUUCCCCACACAUUAGUUGUACACUCAAAAAAUGAUCUUUGUGUCACUGAGAUGCCUUAGUGGUUUUUUUGUAUUUGGCUGCUAGCCAUUUGCAACUUUGUGAGGCCUUGAAAUAUUUCUGUAAUUGCCAUAAACAUUCAUGUUAAUAGAUUUCAGUCACAAAUUCCCCUUAAUGCCAUUCCUUGGCACCCAAGGAACAGUGGAGUAGGAGAAAUGGAAAUUGGCCAUCUCCAAAUCUCUUAAUAACUACUGUCCUAUUUCUCUGCCAUGACAUGUGGGCUUGUGGCCUAAAUGGCAGCCAGCUCUGCUACUCUCCACUGUGAAACCUCACUGCUGUCGGGUGUCUACUUACAGCCAACUAGUGUGUGAAGAUGUUGAGUCUGCUCAUCUCUCUGGUGACAAAGUCUAUUUCUAACUUUACUGACACCUGGAAGGUCAUUACCACUGCUACACUGGAGCACUGCUCAGCUUAAUAUGCAUGAGCCAUUCAUUGCCUUGGCUACAUCAGUAUUU
Messenger RNA from Scomber japonicus (chub mackerel), 1833 nucleotides. RefSeq names its product transmembrane p24 trafficking protein 5 (gene tmed5). Gene Ontology annotation, cellular component: Golgi apparatus; endoplasmic reticulum-Golgi intermediate compartment; COPII-coated ER to Golgi transport vesicle. Bases 107 to 793 code for a protein of 228 amino acids. The record is from RefSeq and is a predicted model, not a curated record. Gene Ontology annotation, biological process: endoplasmic reticulum to Golgi vesicle-mediated transport; intracellular protein transport; Golgi organization. The transcript has 4 exons. Lineage: Eukaryota; Metazoa; Chordata; Actinopteri; Scombriformes; Scombridae.